AGUGUGAAACCAAGAAAGCACUACAAAAAGUCCUAAAAACUCCAAACCCACGAACCCAUAUCUUUUCAUCACUCGCUACUCUCUUUUCCCUCACACUCUCUCUCUCUCUCUUUCUAUUAAACUCUCUCUUUUAGUCCAAAACUUGUAACCAAUUCAAUAACCAUGGGAGUGAGCAACAACAUAACAGCAAUACUGAACUUCAUAGCCUUCCUAGCCUCCAUCCCCAUCAUAGCCGCAGGCAUAUGGCUAGCUUCAAAGCCAGACAACGAGUGCACCCACUACUUCCGAUGGCCUGUGGUCAUCCUAGGCUUUCUCAUCCUCCUCGUCUCUCUGGCUGGCUUUGUCGGUGCUUACUGGAACAAGCAGGGUCUCUUGGCUUUUUACCUCAUAUGCAUGGCCAUUCUCAUCGCUCUCCUCCUUAUCCUCCUUAUCUUCGCCUUCACUGUCACGCGCCAAGAUGGCUCCUAUUCUGUGCCUGGUAGAGGCUACAAGGAGUACAGGAUUGAUGGGUUCUCACAGUGGCUCAGGGACCAUGUAACCAGUUCUGAUAAUUGGGGUAAGAUUAGGUCCUGUUUGGCUGAGUCUAAUGUUUGUGCUAGGCUUACCCAGAAUUACAUCACUUCUGAUCAGUUCUUCUCUGCUAAUAUCUCUCCUCUUCAGGCAAGAUGUUGUAAACCUCCAACAGCUUGUGGGUUCAAUUAUGUGAACCCAACAUUGUGGGUAAACCCAGCGAACCAAUUGGCUGACCCAGACUGCCUCUUGUGGAGCAAUGACCAGAGCUUACUGUGCUAUAAUUGUAACUCCUGCAAGGCUGGUCUGUUGGGGAACCUGAGAAAAGAAUGGAGGAAAGUCAAUGUGAUUCUUAUUGUGGCAGUGGUGGUGCUCAUAUGGGUCUAUGUCAUUGCCUGCAGUGCCUUCAAGAAUGCCCAAACUGAGGACCUUUUCCGCCGCUACAAACAGGGUUGGGUUUGAUCUUGGUCCCAAACACAUUCCCACUUGUCAUAGGUGUUGGUAUUGGUUUGUGUUCUUUUCUUAAUCCUUUGAUGAAAAGUGUCUUUUUCAGUUUUCACCACCAGUGUAUAUAUUCCUCUGUUCUUUUCUAUCUAGAAUGAAACAUAGAGUGAAAAGCAAGUUGGGAAAAAAGAGUUUGCAAAUCCUGAGUAGUGACUAUUUUAUGUAAUUUUCUGUUGAAAAUGAGAAUAGAAUCCAAAUAAUUAGCUUUC
Quercus robur (English oak) is the source of this 1223-nucleotide messenger RNA. Its product is annotated as tetraspanin-2. Bases 163 to 972 code for a protein of 269 amino acids. Gene Ontology annotation, biological process: auxin-activated signaling pathway. The record is from RefSeq and is a predicted model, not a curated record. Lineage: Eukaryota; Viridiplantae; Streptophyta; Magnoliopsida; Fagales; Fagaceae. Gene Ontology annotation, cellular component: plasmodesma; plasma membrane. The transcript is spliced from 2 exons.